UAGGUGGGCACAUUCCGCAUGGUCCCUGAAGAAGAACAGGAGCUCCGGGCCCAGUUGGAGCAGCUCACAACCCAGGACCAUGGGCCCGUCUUUGGCCCGUGCAGCCAACUGCCCCGCCACACCUUACAGAAGGCCAAGGAUGAGCUGAACGAGAGGGAGGAGACUCGGGAGGACGUGGUGAGAGAACUGCAGGAGCUGGUGGAGGCACAGGCCACCUCUGGGGAGGAACUGGCCGUGGCGGUGGCGGAGAGGGUGCGAGACAGGGACAGCGCCUUUCUUCUUCGCUUCAUCCGUGCACGGAAGUUCAACGUGGGCCGCGCCUACGAGCUGCUCAAAGGCUAUGUUAACUUCCGGCUGCAGUACCCUGAACUCUUCGACAGCCUAUCCCUGGAGGCUGUUCGCUGUACCAUUGAGGCUGGCUACCCUGGUGUCCUCUCCAGUCGGGAUAAGUAUGGCCGAGUGGUCAUGCUUUUCAAAAUUGAGAACUGGCAAUGUGAAGAAAUCACCUUUGAUGAGAUCUUGCAGGCCUAUUGUUUCAUCCUGGAGAAGCUACUGGAGAAUGAAGAAACUCAAAUUAAUGGCUUCUGUAUCAUUGAGAACUUUCAGGGCUUUACCAUGCAGCAGGCCUCCAGGCUCCGGACUUCGGAUCUCAGGAAGAUGGUGGACAUGCUCCAGGAUUCCUUCCCAGCACGGUUCAAGGCCAUCCACUUCAUCCACCAGCCGUGGUACUUCACCACCACCUACAACGUGGUCAAGCCCUUCUUGAAGAGCAAGCUGCUUGAGAGGGUCUUUGUCCAUGGAGAUGACCUCUCUGGCUUCUUCCAGGAGAUUGAUGAGAACAUUCUGCCAGCUGACUUUGGAGGCACGCAGCCCAAAUAUGAUGGCAAAGCUGUGGCUGAGCUGCUCUUUGGCCCCCGGGUCCAGGCUGAAACCACAGCCUUGUGAGGACAUGUCCAGCCAUUUGAAUUGUAGUUAGCAUCCCUGGGCCUCUCCUCAGCCACCCUAGGCC
This is a messenger RNA of Urocitellus parryii (Arctic ground squirrel), 1009 nucleotides long. RefSeq names its product retinaldehyde binding protein 1 (gene Rlbp1). Gene Ontology annotation, molecular function: phosphatidylinositol bisphosphate binding. Gene Ontology annotation, cellular component: membrane. The record is from RefSeq and is a predicted model, not a curated record. Lineage: Eukaryota; Metazoa; Chordata; Mammalia; Rodentia; Sciuridae.